This is a messenger RNA of Cutaneotrichosporon oleaginosum, 519 nucleotides long. RefSeq lists its product as uncharacterized. The record is from RefSeq and is a predicted model, not a curated record. NCBI's taxonomy places the organism in Eukaryota, Fungi, Basidiomycota, Tremellomycetes, Trichosporonales, Trichosporonaceae. Gene Ontology annotation, molecular function: fatty acyl-CoA hydrolase activity.
AUGUCCGACAUGAUCCCCUUUGCUGGCGAUGCGGCGGCGACAGCGCGCGGCCUGCUUGCGAUGGUGCGCUUCGCGCGAGAUCUGCACGCGGCGCCUGUGCCCGAGACAAUGGAGCCGCUUCCGCCGCUGAACGCGCGGGGCGGGCGCAGCCUGCCAACCCGCGGGUGGCGGAGCGUGUACAGCGUCGUGAUUACGGAGGACAUGUGCAAUCCGCUGGGCGGGCUGCAUGGUGGCGCGGCCGCCACGCUGAUCGACACGGUCAACUCCGCUUCGCUGGCAGUCUUGACGACGGAGAGCUUUUGGGGCCCGCCUAUGCUCACGGGCCUGACGUUGACGCUCGACCUCGCGUACUACAAUGCUUGUCCUGCUGGCACUAAGGCCAGACUGACCGUAACGAUCGAGCACCUCAGCGGCACGCUGUGUAACCUGCGCGGCGAACUGACGGACUGGGAGACUGGGAAGCGAUUCGUGACCGGCUCGCAGGUCAAGACGUGGCGCGAUCUUCGGGGCAAGCUGUAG